AUGUAUGAUGUGUUAUGGGAGAUUGAAGCACGAAAGAAUGCCGCCACUUCCUACAAAAGGUGCCAAGCAAGUCAUUAAUAUUUCAAGCAAUAUUCCCCACGGGCCGUAGAGACAACGAAAAUAUAGAUAGGGACACAAAAACACAAGGAAAUAACUCCAUAACACAAAAACAACAAGAAAAAUACAUCUGGAAACCAUCUAAACAACAAAAAACGUAAAUUCUCAAUCUGUCAAGUAUUCAUGGGAAGUUGCCGAUUGUGACCACAUGAUGCGCUAGGCCUUCCCCAGUUCACUGAAAGACUGGGUUGGCUGGGCUUCAUCACCAUGCUCAGAAGUGUCCUCAGAUCCGGGGUGAUACUGGGAGGGAGACACGCCCCCCUGAGUCUACAUAGUAACGCGGUCUGCCUGAGUGGGAAGGAGAAAGCAGGAACACUCGCCUCCAGUUAUCGAAGGUUCUCCCACGCGGGAGGGAGUAGCAUCAUGAUCUUCAGACAGUUGUUUGACCGCGACUCCUGCACCUACACAUACCUCCUGGCUGAUCCAAACACCAAGGAGGCCGUGCUGGUGGACCCUGUGAUAGAGCUGGCUGAACGAGAUGCCAAGCUGGUCGCACAGAUGGGGCUCAACCUCAAAUAUGUUAUGAACACCCACGUGCACGCUGACCACAUCACCGGCACAGGGCCUAAAAAACUGGUGCCGUCCUGCCAGUCUCUCAUUUCAAAGGUGUCCGGGGCAAUAGCUGAUGUGCACGUCGACCACGGGGACCUGGUGAAGUUUGGGGAGCAGGAAUUGGAGGUGCGACAGACCCCGGGACACACUAAUGGCUGUGUUACUUAUGUGUGUCAUGGGGAAAAGUUUGCCUUGACUGGCGACGCACUGCUCAUCCGAGGGUGUGGCCGGACAGACUUCCAAGAGGGAUCUGCCGACACCCUAUAUAACUCAGUCCACUCCCAGAUCCUGAGCCUCCCUGACGACUUUGCUCUGUACCCGGCCCAUGACUACGUUGGACAAACGGUGACAUCUGUGGCAGAGGAGAAGGAGUAACCUCGACUGACCAAGAGCAAAGAGGAGUUUAUUGACAUCAUGAACAACCUUGGCCUGGCAUACCCUAGGAAGAUAGAUGUCUCCCUGCCCGCCAACAAGGUGUGUGGCCUGUACAACCUUCCUGAUGACUUGGCAGAGAAGCUGAAGGAUGAAUAGAAGUGAUGGCAGUGGCAGCGGUGUUGGUGUUGGCUGUGGUAGUGGUGGUGGUGGUGGAGCUGUGCCUUGGCAACGUUAAGCUGCUACUACACAGGACAUAAGAAAUAAAGGAUUGUAUUCUCAAACGCUUCUACUCCACACCUCUGCUACUUUCUAAAGGCUCGAGUUGAAGUGACACCAGGUUUUUGAGUGUGAUUUUUUAUUGCUUUGGUGAGAGAUUAGCAAGAUUUCUGCAUCAUUUAGCAGAAGAGACACACUUGAGAACUUGGUUAAUCAUCUCUGGCCUUUUUUAUAAACAAUUUCUGAUUCCUUGAGCAAAAGCUAUGAAAAACUACUCUUCCAAAAAAAAAAAAAAAAAAAAAAAUGGUAAGAAAAAGAGCAGAGCACCUUAUUUUGCAAUGAUUUCUCUUAAAAGUAAAGAAGCUUACUUAUGAAUAAAAAUGUGGAAACUGAACUCACUCUCUUCAGAUAUGCACUUGAGAUAAUCACUGAAUGGGAACAGCAUACAGCAGUGCCUCCCAAGCUUUUCUUGAGUGAGCACCACUUGGAGGUGUGGUACAGUCACUGUAUACCACCUGACUCCAGAAACACUCAACUCCAGCAAAUAUCAAAUUAUUCACAAGUAGAACACACAAAUUAACUAACAACAAGGAACACAACUCAGUAGUAUUACAUUGUUUCUUUUCCACCAGCUGAUCGAUUCCUGAUUAUCUUGUGUAAGGCAAUGAUAAUUUUUCUGUGAGAUGGAUUAAUUUAAUUUAACUAAAAAUUGCAUAUGAUCCUGAAAGUGCUCAUGUACCACUUGGAAUCACUGGAACCACUAGCUUAUAGAAACAGUCACUCUGAUAUCAUCCCUAGCUGUGUUGGUGGGAAGUGUUGGCUCAAGGGAACAUGUUCUGUGUAGUAGUGGUUGUAUGGCACCUGUGAUAAUAUUGUGAUGCCUAGAGGCUGCUAUGGGCUGGUUUGUUUAGCAUGAUGAUUACAACACUGAUGUCUUGCCUCCCAAUUUGUGGUGCUGAGAGUAAUGAUAUAUCUGUGUGUGUGUGGUUUUGACAUCUAGUAAGAAGAAAUGAGAACCCAUGACAGCCUUAAAAAUCUGCUGAGUGUUGAUGAUCAAGGGAAUGACAAGAGAAUUGGAGUGAGAAUAGAGAGUCAAAACAACAGCUAAGUGAUGGUACAAAUGAAACAGCGAGAGAAUAACCAUAUAUUGGCCUAUCCCUGAACACUAGAAUGGAGAAAGAAAAGAAGAAAUGUGUUUUUAUUUCAAAGUAAGCAAUCCAGAGAGAGAGAGAGAGAGAGAGAGAGAGAGAGAGAGAGAGAGGUUCCAUACUCGGAUAAGUGUUGAAAUGAGGGAGUGCAGGUGAAGAUGUGUGUGAAGGUGCCGUGAAGGUUUCUAUGGGAGUGUAAGGUGAAUGUGUUGUGUUGCCAUGUUAGCAUCACAGCCACAGCAGGUGAUGGGAGAAUGAGUCAUCACAAAGAUGUUACUGUGAUUUUAAUGUGUUGAUAUUUUUGCAAAGAAUAAUUUUAAUCACAAAAUAGUAAGUAUAUUUUAGUAUAUCCAGUGUUGUUGUGAAGUAAUUGGUGAUGGGUGUAAUGUAUUUUCAUGCACAAACACAAUUCUUGCAUUACAUGUAUAGAAGUGGAUUGAACAAAAAAUACACAACUGAAUAAUGCAACA
Molecule: messenger RNA, 2878 nt
Organism: Portunus trituberculatus (swimming crab)
Lineage: Eukaryota; Metazoa; Arthropoda; Malacostraca; Decapoda; Portunidae
Product: persulfide dioxygenase ETHE1, mitochondrial-like
Biological process (GO): hydrogen sulfide metabolic process; glutathione metabolic process
Molecular function (GO): sulfur dioxygenase activity
Source: RefSeq, a predicted model, not a curated record